CAACACUCCUACCUAUCACAGACAUCAUCAAGUUAAACAAACCUUAAAGUUCUCAAGUGGUUGUCCUUCAUAUAGCACCCACCAUGAAUUCCAAAUUCUUGCUCAAUUCGCAUCGCCAACUCCAUGGAGCAGUUGCUUAAGCAGGCGAGGUUAAAAUUCUCUGGUGUAGGACAAGAAAAGGCAGAAGGAAGCAGCACUCUUAGGGACAGAAAGAUGCCAGCCCAAAAGACUCAAUCUUUCAAAGGAGAUAAGAGAAGCCAAAGUUGGUUGCAGAGACAAUUCUCCAAACAAAUGAGCCGGAGUGAUGGAUACAGCGCCGGUGAAGACGAACUAGCCGCUGCCGUGGCUGCCGCAGCCUUUGCAGUCAACAAUCUCGAAGGUUCCGCCUCGCCCAAACGCAGCCCGACGAGCACGGGCCCCAAGAGAACCUUAACCAAGGCCAAGUCCAAAAGGCAAAACGCAUCGACGCCACUAGAAAAUGGUGCAGAAUCAAUGGAUAGCCUAGAUAGAAAAAUACCGAUAGCCGGCCCUGCCCAACCCGUGCAAAAACGUCCAACUUUUGCCGAGAAGCUCUUGGAAGACACCGAGGACGCCAAAGAAGGAGCGCCCGCACCGCCAAAACCAUCCCCUUCCAUCAAGAAGGCCUCAUCAUCAGCUGAUAAACAGUUCAAGAAGGCCACCAGUAUGAAACCCGAGACGUCGUCUCCGACAUCCGAACAGCUUUCCACCAUCAAACCCCCGGCUCCACCGCCACCUGAAUUCAAAACCAGGCAAAGUUCGGCAAUUCCUGGAGGCGAAUCGAAAGCGGAUGCCUGGAUCAGGCAGGAGAUGUCUAGGAUCAGGGAAAGGUACGACAACCUGAAGACAACUAUAGUCUCGUGGGAGACCGAGAAGAAGAAGAAGGCCAGACGCAAAUUGGACGUGAAAGAGAGUGAAGUGGAGAGAAAAAGAGCCAAAGCGUUGCAAUCAUUUCGGGCCGAGAUGGAAAGGAUUGAAAAGAUUGCGGCCGCGGCGAGAGCACAGGCAGAGGAUAGGCAAAAGAGCGAAGAGUCGAAGGCCCAAGAUAAAGCACAUAUACUCAGAACCACUGGGAAACUUCCAAAAACAUGUUUCUGCUUCUGAAAACAGCAGCCCUGACUGGCAGGAUGUAAAAUAUAUUCCUUCCUAUCUGUUUCUCGGUGUGAUCAAGAGAAUAACCUUGUACAGUUUGAGUUUGCAAAGAUAUUACAUGGCCGCUUCUUGUCA
Molecule: messenger RNA, 1245 nt
Organism: Syzygium oleosum
Lineage: Eukaryota; Viridiplantae; Streptophyta; Magnoliopsida; Myrtales; Myrtaceae
Product: remorin 1.4-like
Exons: 6
Coding region: 124-1122 (332 amino acids)
Source: RefSeq, a predicted model, not a curated record